AUGGUGAAGAUCAUCGCGCUGACCACCUCCUUGCUGGCUCUAAUGGACGUCGCCGCGCCUGCAACAAAGUGGAUUUCGGCCACUCGAAAGUCAUCAGGAAAUCAAUCAGCGUCGCCAUUGAAAAAUAAACCGGUUUUGCAACUAAAGUUGUACUCAAGUAAGAGUAUGAUCCACUCGCUCAAGUAUAUCAAGACUGGGUCGUUUCAAAUUCCAAACUUCCCAGAGUACAUGGCUGUGGGUUACGUUGACGGCGUUCAGAUUUCACACUACGACAGCGAGAGCGGGAAAGCAAAAGCCAAACAGGAGUGGAUGAACAAAAUCACGGCCGAGGAGCCACGCUACUGGGAGACACAGACACAGCUCAAUAUUGCUAAUCAGGAGAGAGACAAAGUCAGCAUUCGUAAUCUUCAAGAGCGCUUCAACCAAACGGGAGGUCUUCACAUGGUCCAGCGGAUGUCUGGCUGCCAAUGGGACAAUGAGACCGGCCAGGUGCAUGGUUGGACUCACUACGCUUACGACGGAGAAGACUUCAUAUGGUUUGAUUGGAAGGGACCGAGAUGGAUCGCCGUCCAGUUGCGAGCUGUUAUCACCAAACACAAAUGGGACAAAGAGGACAACUACAAUGAAUUCCUGAAGUAUUACCUGACUGUGGAUUGUCCAUUUUACUUGAAGAAGUACGUGAGCUUUGGGAGGGACGUCCUGAUGAGAACAGAGCUCCCACGGGUGUCCCUGCUGCAGAAGACGGCGGGCUCGCCGGUCACCUGCCACGCCACUGGUUUCUAUCCCAGAGCGGCCGUCCUCUUCUGGAGAAAGGACGGCAAGCGGCUCGACAAGAACGUGGAGGUGACUGAAAUCCUCCCCAACCACGACGGGACCUUCCAGACUAGCGCUCGCCUCAUAACGGUGGACGAACGCGCUCGCUACGAGUGCGUCUUCCAGCUGGACGGCGUCCCGGAGGAGGUCAUCACCCCGCUGGACCUCGCCGAGGUGCUGAGCAACGAGUGCAUAGAAGCGCAAGCAAGGAGAGAGACGGUGCUGGCCGUCGCCGGCCCCUUGGCCCUCAUCUUUCUGGCCGUCGCCAUCUGCGUCAUUGUCGUCAAGCGCAAACGAGCAACCCGCUCCAAUUCUGUUUCGUCUUGGAUCGACUCCAUCGAGGCCCCUUCUUCUGAGAACGAGACGGAUUUUUCCCGAGGUGCUGGUUCUGAGAUUUUGGUUCAUUCUCCCGAGACCGACGCCCCCGGGGUCGCUUCAUCCGAGACCGACCACCCCCGGGUCGCUUCAUCUGAGAUCGACACCACCGAAGCUGUUUCUCCCGAGACAGCUUUUUCCCAAACCACUUCUUCCGAGGUCAAGUGUCAGGAUGCCGAGUCGGUAGCCCCGCCCCCUCCGCAGACCCAGAGCGAGCAGCCCUCCGAGUCCGGCUCCCGCUCGGCGGCGCCCUCCGCGGUCGCGCUGGUGGUAGUCCUCUGCGCCGGCCUUCUCGCCAGCUGA
Messenger RNA from Nerophis lumbriciformis (worm pipefish), 1491 nucleotides. NCBI's taxonomy places the organism in Eukaryota, Metazoa, Chordata, Actinopteri, Syngnathiformes, Syngnathidae. The record is from RefSeq and is a predicted model, not a curated record.